Drosophila busckii is the source of this 1257-nucleotide messenger RNA. RefSeq names its product intraflagellar transport protein 57 homolog (gene IFT57). The transcript has 3 exons. Gene Ontology annotation, biological process: non-motile cilium assembly; intraciliary transport. NCBI's taxonomy places the organism in Eukaryota, Metazoa, Arthropoda, Insecta, Diptera, Drosophilidae. The record is from RefSeq and is a predicted model, not a curated record. Gene Ontology annotation, cellular component: intraciliary transport particle B; Golgi apparatus; cilium. The coding region runs from base 1 to 1209 and encodes 402 amino acids.
AUGCAAGAGGACAGCGCAGAUAAAACACAACAAUUGCAAAAUUUUCAAUCCGACGACUUGCUGGAAAAGCUAAAGCUGCUUAAUUAUGAAAAACUUUUGCUGCGUGAGCAUAAACUUAAGCCGCUGUCGCGUUUCUAUUUUGUUAAAGCAACAAAUCCUGGCGAGCAGUUCUUUAUGUUUACAUUAAUAUGCUGGUGGCUGUGCAAAAAGCUGGGCAAGGAUAUGGAACGUCCGCAGGAGCAUGACGAUCCAAAUACAGUGACUGCAAAGAUUAUACAAAUGCUCGAAGAAAUUGAUGUGCCUGUGGACUUUGCACCCAAUAAGCUUAUACGUGGUGCUGGUCCUAUAUGCUUGAUGGUGUUGGAUAUACUUGCCACACAGGCGCUAAAGGUUGCACAGCUGAACUAUCAGCGGCUGCAUAUAGAGCAGGAGGAGGAGUUUGUGGGUGAUUAUCUGGAGGACAAUGCAGAGAUUAUACUAGAAAAGCUGGAGGAUGAGCAAAAUGCCAGCGCUUUGAGCGACGAUAGCGAUCUGGAGCUAGAAGCGCACAACUUUAAGCAGCUCAACUGGCUAAAUCGACCCAAGCGUCAGUCUAUAGGUGAACUCAAUGCUGGUUUGCCCACGGAACAGUCGCGUGAGCUCAAUGCACGCCUCACUGACCAGCAGGAGUGGCGCCUGGAGCUGGAGCGUGUGCUGCAGCAGCUCAAGGUUUUUGUUAAGGCAGAUGCCAGAGAUUGGCGCACGCACAUCUCCCAAAUGGAAACGCUCAAUGGCAGCAUUGCCAGUGUAGCAGAGAAUACGCAAUCCCAGCUCAAGAAACUGCACAGCGAGUUUACGUUCAAUCUGGAGAAGAUUGAGAGUCGUGAGAAGCAUUUGAAUAAUGAGCUACAGCCGCACAUAGCGCAGUACAAGGAGCUGUCCAUUGAGCUGUCCAGCGUGCAAUAUGCGCAAACGCAACUGCAGGCGGAUCUGGAGAAGCAAAUGAAUCAGCUAAGUGAAGUUAUGGCCGAACAGGAGCUUAAGAAGGAGGAAAUGGAGCGACGUGGACAGGUCAUGUCCGAUGGCAGCGCUGUGCAGCAAAUUAAGAAAGCCAUAGCCAAGCUAAAGGAGGACAUUUCACAAUUGAAUCUGGAAGUGGCGCUGCUGGUGCAUGCCUAUGACCAGGAUACAGUGCGUCAAACGCUGGGCAGCGAGCAAACCAAUAACUGAUAAUGAAAAACUCAACUUAAAUUAAAUAAAGCGAAGCAGCCUGAGAAC